UGAAGCAUUUCUCCCCUCCCGCACGAGAAUCUCAUUGCAGUAAAAGUGUGUGCGCGCGCUACUGCGCCUGCGCAGGUCUCCUCGUCUUUUGUUGGAAGUGAAUGACUGGCGUUUUUAAUGCUUUCUGCCCCAGCAUCGCUACAUUUCUAAGUGAAUCCCAAUCCUCUCAAAUUAACUCAUCAUGGAUGAUCUCGAUGCUGAUUUCACCGGUGGUGAUGCUGGAGCUUCACUGACCUUCCCAAUGCAAUGCAGCGCUCUGCGCAAGAACGGCUUUGUGGUGCUGAAGGGACGUCCAUGCAAGAUUGUGGAGAUGUCCACCUCCAAGACUGGCAAGCAUGGACACGCCAAGGUUCACAUGGUUGGUAUUGACAUAUUUACUGGAAAGAAGAAUGAAGAUAUAUGCCCCUCCACCCACAACAUGGAUGUGCCCAAUAUCAAGAGACUGGACUAUCAGCUUGUUGGCAUUACAGAUGGUUACCUUUCCCUUUUGAAGGACAACGGAGAGUUGCGUGAGGACCUCAAACUGCCAGAAGGGGAGCUAGGCAAAGAAAUCGAGAGCAAAUUUGAAUCUGGGGAUGAAUUUCUGGUUUCUGUGCUGUCUGCCAUGGGCGAGGAGUGUCCGAUCGCCAUCAAAUCCAUGAGCUCAUAAAGAACCGAAGCUUGACUGGCUGGUUGAGUGAGGGCUUCUACCACAAAUAUUACAGUUUAGGUCACCAAAGCCACAGCCUCCACAAACCACCUAGAAUUGGUUCUGUUGAUCAGUUAAAAGGUGCUGUACCUUCACGAAUCACCGAGGUUUCCUACACGCUUGUUUUUCAGUAAUUUUCGGCAUCGUUCCUUUCAUCAUUACACAGAUGCACUUUUUUUUCUUUAUUUUCACAUAUGGGUAUAGGUUUUUAAUGCUCUACAUAUUGGUUAUUAUUAAUGCCAGCUUAAGUUGUUGCAAAUCAUGCAACAGCUGUAAAAAAAAUUACCUCUUUAAAUGAUACUGACUAGUGUGCUGGCAUUUUGUUCAUCUGUAUUUGUGCUAAAGUCUGCAUCUCUCAUGUAGCCUUGGAGAUGUUUGAAUAUUGCUCUUACAGCUUGGCACUUGUUGGGGUGGCUGGCAAUCAGGCAGAUGUUGUCCUUAUUCAUAUUCAAGAUAGUACUUUCCUUUUACUUCAAAUUGCAUCCAGACCAAAUAUACAAUUUGUAACUGAACAAUGCAUUUUAUUCGGCACAUUUUGUUUUAAGUUGAAAGUAUUGUUUUGUAUUUUUAGUUAAUCUGACCAUUCCAUUCAUUCUUUGGUUUAAGUUUACAUCAUUCACUUUUAUUUUGGUAGUAGUGAAAAAGUGUUUACACAGCAAAAAAAAAAAAAAAACAUUUCCUGUUGCUUUUUCCAGCAGUAAGUGGAAGAUAACUUUACAGAAUGGCUUUGAGUUUUGCACUUGCUAAUGAGCUGUGAUGCAGUAGUAAUUACAUUACCUCUGUAACAAACUCUUUGUUUGUGUUAAAAGUAGCUUUGCUAUUUGACGACAACCUAAUUUAAAGCCGCAGCAAUUAGCUUGUUAUAUCUGUUUUGUUUUUGUAUGUACUCAUGGACGGGCACAGUGUGUGUGUGUGCACUAAAGGGCUUCAAUAUACAUUCUUUAAAAUUCAUGUUCCUGUACAAUCUUGUAUGCACCUCGUGUUUUGUUCAUGAAAUGUAGUUUAAAAGCAUUUGUAGUUACCCUAAAAUAAUUGUUUUCAGUGCAAAGAUGAGGAAACUUUACGUUUUAGUUCCUCAGGAUGUUUUUGAACUUUUUUUAUGGUAAAGCUGGAUUAGCAAACAAAAAAGCACUUGGUUUUUCAGCAGCUUUAGGGGAUUUGUGUUAUUUGUCAGCUUGCAACAUUUCCUGAUUUAAGAGACCAAUUUUUAAUUUCAAAUACAGCUCCACUACAAAAGUAGCUUUAGGUCAGAUGAAAGUGUUCUAUGAAUGUAGAGUAUCGAAAAUCUUCAUGCAUAUUGGCAUCUCCAAAUUAGUAAAUCUCUCAGGUUUCCAGUAUUCAGGUGUUUUCCAGUGCAUAGUAUUAGUCCUUAAACACUCUUUUUUUUUUCCUGUCUAUAUGUAUGUCUGGAAAGAGAAACAGAUGGCGGAUGAGUGAUAUGGAUCUAAAUUAACCAAUUCUGUAUCUCAAGCUCCCGGUUCAAUUUCAUUCCUGCAAUUAUAUGGCUUUCAAAUUCAAUAGUAUUGUAAAACCUAGAAAUACAUCCCAGUAAAUGGCUUAAUUAUAAGUGAUGGGCAGGACACGACUGUACGGAGGUUAAUCACACAAGCAGUAGAGAUGAGUGUUCAGUGUUUUCAUAUAGUUCAGAAAUUAUUGUAUGGGAUCACAGAUGGGAUGAGAGGGAUUGAAUUAUAAUAAACUGUCAAGAAAAAAAGUA
This is a messenger RNA of Paramisgurnus dabryanus, 2405 nucleotides long. It is a transcript of the gene eif5a2, whose product is annotated as eukaryotic translation initiation factor 5A2. Lineage: Eukaryota; Metazoa; Chordata; Actinopteri; Cypriniformes; Cobitidae. The record is from RefSeq and is a predicted model, not a curated record. Gene Ontology annotation, biological process: positive regulation of translational elongation; positive regulation of translational termination. Gene Ontology annotation, molecular function: translation elongation factor activity; RNA binding; ribosome binding.